UCUAGUGUUUUUCGGAAGAAGUUAGAAGUAAAUCUGAAAUGCUAGAUGGCGCUGAUACACUCUCUAUACGCGAUGACAAAUAUGACAAUAGACAAACUGCGCUAUGGCUGUACAACUUCAAAGUUUUGCCAAUAAAAAAUUUUAAAAUUGAAUUGACAAUUGACAAUACGUACCGCACAUACCCACAUUUACCAGAAUCUCUGGCGUUUACUGGGUUGUUAUAGUUUUUCUCUGCAAAUGUAGCCGUACCUUGUGCUUGUUUAUAUUUUUUAGUUGGACGUCGUCUGCUCACCUAAAUGCAUGCAUCAUGUUGAUGUUCGAGUGAAAGUUAAUUUGUUGUUAAUUAAUUUAUUAUUAAUUGGUCAUGCUGAUGCCAUAUAUUUUGUAAACAUGAAUUCAAAGAUGCUGUUGUGUAAAGUGUUAUUUAGGCCGUUUACAUUCAGGACUACGUUAGAGAGGAGAUACCUCAGAGUGUUGCUCGCAAGCACUUACUCAACGGGGAAGGGCGAGUUAAAAGACUACGAGAUCCCGGUAAAAAAGAUCCGUAAUUUCAGUAUCAUAGCUCACGUGGAUCAUGGCAAGAGUACCUUGGCUGAUAGGCUUUUGGAAAUGACGGGAGCCAUCAAAACGAAUUCCGGAAUGCAGGUGUUGGAUAAGCUGCAGGUGGAAAAGGAGCGUGGAAUAACAGUGAAGGCCCAGACAGCCUCGCUCAAGUAUAUGCUUGAUGGCGAGGAAUACCUGCUUAAUUUGAUUGACACGCCUGGGCACGUUGACUUUGCGUCCGAGGUUUACCGUUCCUUGGCAGCUUGUCAGGGUGUUAUAUUGCUAGUCGACGCGAACGAUGGUGUACAAGCUCAGACGGUGGCCAACUUUUAUCUUGCCUUUGGCAACGACCUCACGAUUAUUCCCGUGAUUAAUAAAAUCGACCUGAAGAAUGCUAAUCCCGAAAGGGUCGUUAACCAGUUGGCUAAUCUAUUUGACAUCGAGGAAAACGAGAUCCUUAAAAUAUCUGCUAAAAAUGGUACAAAUGUGGAUCAGGUCCUAAAAGCCAUUGUCAUGAGAAUACCUGAGCCUCCGGCUAUUAGGGAUAAACCAUUGAAAGCGCUUAUUUUUGAUAGCUGGUACGACCGUUACAAAGGGGCGGUUAAUUUGAUUUAUGUUAAGGAUGGAAUUAUUAAUGUCGGUGAUCAGAUUUCGUGCUAUCACACUGAAAAAUCUUACGAAGUUAAAUCAUUGUCAUUCUUGAGACCAGAUGAGGAGAAGGUUCAAAAAAUAUACGCGGGACAAGUAGGCUGCCUUACUUGCAACAUGAAAUCCAGUGAUGCACAGAUAGGAGAUACAAUUCAUCUGAAAAAUAUGCGUGUGGAACCACUUCCUGGAUUUAAAAUCGCAAAAUCAAUGGUUUACGCUGGCGUGUAUCCCAUGGAUCAGUCGCAAUAUUUGUCUCUUAAAAGUGCUAUCAACAGAUUGACUUUAAAUGAUAAUGCAGUAACAGUUAUUGACGAAUCCAGUCCAGCAUUAGGACAAGGUUGGCGCCUUGGUUUUCUUGGGCUUUUACAUAUGGAAGUAUUUUGUCAACGUCUCGACCAAGAGUACGAUGCUCAAUCAAUUCUUACCGCACCAGGAGUUACAUAUAGAGCAAUAAUUACAUUGAACAACAAAAAGAUUGACAAAAACAAAAGCAAUGAAGUUUAUUUUAGUAAUCCAUCCCAUUUUCCCAAUCCACAAAUAAUUGAAAAAAUCUAUGAACCACUAGUAUUGGGAACCAUUAUAACACCAGAUACUUACAUGGGACCUAUUAUGUCUCUAUGCUUGGAUAGAAGAGGUAUAGAAAAACUAACAAAAAGCAUAGAUAGUCAUAGAAUAAUGAUUCAGUUUAUCUUACCUCUUAAUGAAAUAAUUGUUGAUUUUCACGAUGAACUUAAAUCAUUAAGUUCCGGAUAUGCAAGCUUUGACUACGAGGACUAUGGCUAUGAACUAUCCAAUAUAGUAAAAAUGGACAUAUUAUUGAACGGAAAUGUGGUCGAAGAGUUAAGUACAUUAGUUCACUGUACUAAAGCAACAGAGAAAGCAAAACGAAUGUGUACAAAAUUAUUGGAUAUAAUACCUCGGCAACAAUUUCUUAUUGCGAUCCAAGCUUGCGUAGGGAGUAAAGUUCUUGCAAGAGAAAAUCUAAAACCUUACAGAAAAGAUGUUACAGCCAAAUUGGUAUUAUUAAAAGAAUGUAUCAGCGUCAUCUAG
Molecule: messenger RNA, 2241 nt
Organism: Copidosoma floridanum
Lineage: Eukaryota; Metazoa; Arthropoda; Insecta; Hymenoptera; Encyrtidae
Gene: waw
Product: Translation factor waclaw
Biological process (GO): positive regulation of translation
Cellular component (GO): mitochondrion
Molecular function (GO): GTPase activity; GTP binding; mitochondrial ribosome binding
Source: RefSeq, a predicted model, not a curated record